Molecule: messenger RNA, 2030 nt
Organism: Tribolium madens (black flour beetle)
Lineage: Eukaryota; Metazoa; Arthropoda; Insecta; Coleoptera; Tenebrionidae
Gene: Cndp2
Product: cytosolic non-specific dipeptidase
Exons: 6
Coding region: 308-1744 (478 amino acids)
Biological process (GO): proteolysis
Molecular function (GO): metallodipeptidase activity
Source: RefSeq, a predicted model, not a curated record
CAUCCGUGACAUUACCAUUACUGUCAGUUGUACAAUUAUUUUUGUUUUUUCAUUACUUAAAAAGUAUUUUGUUCUGCUACUAAAAUUUUUUUUUAAACCGCUUCUGUCUCAAAUUUUUGAAAAAUUGGUACUCUCAAAGUGGACUUCAGAGUAGAUUUUAAAAAUUAAUCAACCACUGAUUGACACUGACAAGCGAGAAUAUAAAAUCUUUGGUGGUUAAGUGUUAAGUCAUCAGAAGAAAUCUAGCCUUCGUGGACAAUAACAUAAUAAUAACCUCAAUUUUAAUUUUAUUAACAAAGCCAGCAACAUGUCUCUUCCGGAGCCAUUAUCAAAACUUUUUAGUGAAAUUGAUAAAAAUAAGCAAAAGUUCAUAACUAACCUCCGCGAUGCCGUUGCUAUUCAAUCCGUGUCGGCAUGGCCCCACAAACGGGGCGAAAUAAGAAAAAUGAUCGAAUGGGCUAAAGACCGCAUGCAGAAACUCAAUAUUCAAACUGAAAUCAAAGAAUUGGGAAAACAAACCCUGCCUGAUGGAAAAGUCAUUGAUUUGCCCCCUGUGGUGUUUGGUGCUUUGGGCAAUGAUCCUAAGAAGAAAACUGUUCUGAUUUAUGGACAUUUGGACGUUCAGCCUGCCCUCAAAGAGGACGGUUGGGAUUCCGAACCUUUUGUCUUGACUGAAAGAUCUGGAAAGUUGUAUGGGAGAGGGUCGUCAGAUGACAAGGGGCCGGUCUUGUGCUGGUUACACGCUAUUGAGUGUUAUCAAAACUUGGGGAUUGAUAUUCCAGUCAAUGUCAAGUUUAUCUUUGAGGGAAUGGAGGAAUCGGGGAGUGUGGGUUUGGACGAGUUGGUUCACAGCGAGAAACAGAAAUUUUUGUCAAAUAUUGACUAUGUUUGCAUCUCUGAUAAUUAUUGGUUGGGGACUAAGAAACCUUGCAUCACUUAUGGGCUCAGAGGGGUUUGUUAUUUCUUCAUUGAGGUGCAAUGUGCCGCUAAGGACUUGCACAGUGGAGUAUUUGGGGGCACUGUCCAUGAAGCGAUGACUGAUUUAGUUUACCUUAUGGGUACUUUAGUCAACAAGGAUGGCAGAAUUCAAGUAGAAGGAAUCUACGAUGAUGUAGCCCCUCUAAUGGAGGGUGAACAUGACAUUUACAAAAAAAUUGAUUUUGAUGUGAACGAUUAUCGGGGCGACAUUGGUUGCAAUCGUCUCUUGCAUAAUGAGCAGAAAGAGCAAAUUUUGAUGCACAGAUGGCGCUACCCUUCCUUGUCUCUCCACGGCAUUGAGGGGGCUUUUGCUGAGCCUGGAGCCAAAACUGUCAUUCCAGGAAAAGUAAUUGGCAAGUUUUCAAUCAGAAUUGUUCCCAAUCAGAAGCCAGCUCAAGUGGAAAAAUGCGUGGUGGCUUAUCUGGAGAAGAAGUGGAAAGAAUAUGGAAGUCCUAACACAAUGAAGGCUUACAUGACUGAUGGUGGUAACCCCUGGACUGAGGACCCAACCCACCCUCAUUACACUGCUGGUCUUAAAGCCACCAAACACGUGUAUAAAGUUGAACCCGACUUUACUCGUGAGGGCGGAUCGAUUCCUGUCACUCUAACAUUCCAACAAGCAACAGGAAAGAAUGUUAUCUUGUUGCCUGUUGGUGCAGGUGACGACGGUGCUCAUUCGCAAAAUGAGAAAAUCGAUUUGAGAAAUUAUAUUGAAGGAACCAAGCUGUUGGGUGCCUAUCUUUACGAAGUGGGACAGUUGCAGUAAACUAUACAAGGUCAGAUUUCUCAGGCAUUGCCCUGUUUUUGAUAAACUUAUAUGAAGAACAAAAAUAGAGCAUAUCAAUAAGUGAAUCCAAGUGGUAACCAUUUUAUUUGUCUGGGAAUUCUGCAUUUAUUGUUAGUUAUAAAAAUUUAUAUUUUUCUAUUUUUCAAUUGCUACAAAUGGAAGUAUUAAAGACGCUUAAAGGGUUGCCAAUAUUAAAAAAAUAUACUAAGAUGCUGAUGUUUUUAUAAGAACUGAUGUAUGUAAUAAUUAAAGCUUAAUCAAAAUA